AUGUCUGGGAUUACGGCUCUGAAGCUGGCCCUGCUCUCGCUGCUGGGCCUCAUGUGGACCUCAGUUAUUGCUUUCCCUUGUGACCAGAUGUUCACCUCACACUCACCCCCCACCUCAGUGGACGGCGUGCGGCCCUCAGAUCUCGCCACGCUCGCCGCCAUCGGCCCGGAUGCUCACAGUCCACAGCUCAGCGGCGUCUUGUCCAAGCUCCAGGAGCUGGUAAAUUUGUUCAGCCCAUCUCUGACCUCCCCUCACAGCCUUCCCCCUCUCAGGUCACUCCCAGAGCAGGCCACAAAGGCGGCCCUCAGGCUUCAGCACACACAGGAGGAAUGGAAACUAGUACUGCUCUUUGUGCGUCUGGAUCAACUGUGUGCGUGUGAGCACCAACAGGCCUUGUCUGCGGUGGAUGAAAUGACCAAAACAGUGGAUGAAGCUCUGCGGUUGCUCCAGUCCCAGUUAAAGAAGACCAUCGUCAGUGUUGCAUUGUGGGACGGAGAUAAGAGGCAAUGUACCUGUUCGGAGCAGGUCGAGGCCCGGCUCCUGCGAGCGAUGCAGACUCACGCUCUACAGACGUCUCUGGCCGAUCUAUUGGAGAGAAACAAGUGGUUUGACAGAGAGGACUUCAGUGUAGUGCUUCAGGACUCACCGCUGCUCAGAGAGACCCCCACAGAUAGCGCUGAGUCCCUGUCUGACUCACAUCACACAGAUAAGCUGCUGGUUCAGACCUGGAUAAAUCUGUUGCAGCCCAAGUUGGACUCGCCAACAGCAGAAGAGACCGCUCUGCCAUGUCCCUCCGAGAUCCGGCCCUUUCUGAGGACGCACACAAACUCCUAUUUAAAGGAAAGCCAUGACUUCUCCCUGGAGGUGGAAGCAAUUACAGGGACGGAUAUGCCGUGCGCCGACUUCAGCCCUUCCCCUUCGGUGCCUCGCUCAGUGCAUGAGCUGAGGCCUGGAGAUGUCAAAGUGGUUGCAGCUAUGGGAGACUCUCUGACAGGGAGGAGAUCAAGUAUCUCAUGUCAGGCAGGUAACGGUGUGGGGUCCAACCCAAACAACCUCCUGGAUGUCCUGAACCAGUACAGAGGCCUGUCCUGGAGCAUCGGAGGAGACCACAGCCUACCCAACGUCACCACGUUGCCCAACAUCCUGAAGUACUUCAACCCUGGUCUGAAGGGCUUCUCUGUGGGCACGGGCCGAGAGACCAGUCCUCAGGCCUCUCUGAACCAGGCUGUAGCAGGAGCCACCAGCCAGAGUUUACAGAAACAAGUCCGAGCUCUGGUCGAACGAAUGAAGAAUGACUCGAGAAUAAAUAUAACUGAAGACUGGAAGCUGAUCACAGUUUUCAUUGGAGGAAACGACAUGUGCGACUUUUGCAAAAACUCUCUGAAGUACUCGGUGAAGACCUACAUUACGAACGUGAUGGAGACCUUGGAUUACCUGCACAAAGAGGUUCCUCGCACUCUGGUCAACCUGGUAGAACCUCUGCACAUUGCACCGCUCCGAGAAAUGCACCUGGACCCCUCUCUCAAAUGUCCCACGUGGCUCGUCAACAUCCUCUGCCCAUGUGUCAUCCUCCCUAAAGAAAACUCUGCAGCUUUGGAGCAACUCAACGCCCUGAACAGAAACUAUCAGAUUGCACUACAUCAACUGGUUGAGUCCGGCCGUUACGACACGCGCCAAGACUUCUCAGUGGUGGUUCAGCCGUUCUUCAGAGAGAUCGUUGUGCCAAAGCUUGCAGACGGCCGCCCUGACCGCUCCUUCUUCAGCCCCGACUGCUUCCACUUGAGUCAGAAAGCACAGACCAUGAUGGCUCGCUCUCUGUGGAACAAUAUGCUGGAGCCUCUGGGCAAUAAAACUACAAAACAGGAUUUCAUGGCAGAUGUCGCUCUGAAAUGUCCAACAAAGGCCUCUCCGUACCUAAGAACAUACAAUAAUAGUGACUACAUGUACGCAGGGCCCCCUCCGACCACUGGCCCCAUCACUGUAAACCAUAUCCCUACAUCUGUUCAUCGACUCAGACCAGCAGACAUCACUGUGGUGGCUGCACUCGGGGACGCAGCUACUGCUGGAGUAGCAGCAAAAGCCAAGAACUUGUUUGACCUGAGCAAACGGUACAGAGGAGUGGCAUGGAGCAUUGGAGGAGAUGCGAGUUUGGAGACGGUGACCACAAUACCAAACAUUUUAAAGAAGUUCAACCAAAAGCUCUUGGGCUUCUCUCUGGGUCAGCUGGCCUUGAGGAAGGGCUUCAACAUGGCUGAACCAGGAGCCAAGUCUGCAGACAUCCGAGCACAGGCAGAAGCUCUGAUCACAGCCCUCAAAAAGAACAAGGAAGUCAACUUUGAACAAGACUGGAAGCUGGUCACGGUCUUUGUGGGAGAAAUGGAUCUUUGCAACUACUGCCUUGACCAAUACAACCUCACAGCGAGACGAUUCAGUCGCAACCUCGAGGAAGCCCUGGAGCUGCUUUACCAAAGUCGACAGAACUAG
Knipowitschia caucasica is the source of this 2484-nucleotide messenger RNA. Lineage: Eukaryota; Metazoa; Chordata; Actinopteri; Gobiiformes; Gobiidae. The record is from the annotation of a GenBank genome assembly.